Pseudopodoces humilis (Tibetan ground-tit) is the source of this 2058-nucleotide messenger RNA. The record is from RefSeq and is a predicted model, not a curated record. NCBI's taxonomy places the organism in Eukaryota, Metazoa, Chordata, Aves, Passeriformes, Paridae.
AUGUCCCCCAGCCUGCGCCUGCCCACCCGGGCCGCCCUGCUGUCCCACUCCCUGCCCGAGUCGGGGGUCCCCCGGGAUCCCCCAGCCCCCGCUGCUGCCUCUCCUCCGCCCCGCACCCCGCACCCCCGGGGUCCCCCGGAGCCCUCGCGCCCCCGGGGCCUGGCCGAGAUGCCGGGGCCGAGCUCCACCGCCUUCAUCUUCGAGCUGCUGUGCCGAGGAGGGGUGCGGAGGCUGCAUGAGAUGCAGGUCCACGGGCGGUCCCGGUUCGGGCCGCUCUGGAAGGCCCGGUUCGGGCCGGUGCUCACGGUGCACGUGGCCGACCCCGCGCUCGUGGCUCAGGUGCUGCGGCAGGGGGGGGAGGGCGAGGCGUGGCGGGGGUCUCGGCGGGUGCUGGCGCGGGGGCUGCUCCGCCCGGGGGCUGCCGAGGCCUUCGCGGGGCCGGUGGCCGCCGUGGUGGCCGAGCUGGUGGCGCGGCUGCAGCGGCUGCGGCGGCAGCACCCGCGGGGGAUCGUCCCCGACAUCGGCACCGAGUUCAACCGCUUCGGCCUCGAGGCCAUCUCCUGGGUGCUGUUCUCGUCCCGCCUGGGCUGCCUGGGGGACACCGGCGAGGCCGCCGAGGGUGUGAUCCGCUGCGUGGGGGCGGUGCUGGCACUGACGCUGGUGACAAUGGCACUGCCCCGUCCCCUCCUGCGCCUCGUUCCUGCGCCCUGGGACGCCUUCUGCCGCGCCUGGGACCAGCUCUUCGCCUUCGCCAAGGGACACGUGGACCGGCGCGUGGCCGAGGUGGCCGCGUGGGGGUCACCGGCCGAGGGGGACACGUGUGUCACCGACCUGCUGGCCCGGGAGCACGUCCCCGUCAGCAGCAUCUACGGGAACGUCACCGAGCUGCUGCUGGCCGGGGUGGACACGGUGGCCAGCACGCUGGCCUGGAGCCUGUACGAGCUGGCGCGGAACCCGGGGACGCAGGCGGCCCUGCACCGCGAGCUGCUGGCUGCCACUGCCACCAACAGGGGCACCCGCGGUGACAGUGCCACCACCGACAGGGCCACUGCUGCUGCCACCGCCGCUGCGCUGGCACGGCUGCCGCUGCUCCGGGCUGUGGUGAAGGAGACCCUCAGGCUGUACCCUGUCAUCCCGGCCAAUGCCCGCGUCGUCCCCAACUGCGACAUCCGCGUUGGUGACUACCUGGUGCCACGCCAGACCCUCAUCACCCUGUGCCAUUACGCCACGUCCCGCGACAGCCGCUUCUUCCCAGCGCCCGACGCCUUCCGCCCGGAGCGCUGGCUGCGCCACGGGGACAGCGGGGACACGCCUGGGGACACUCCCGGGCACCCCCCCGGCCCCGGGCACCCCCCCGGCCCCGGGCACCCCUUCGCCUCUCUGCCCUUCGGCCUCGGCCCUCGCAGCUGUGUCGGGCGCCGCUUGGCUGAGCUGCAGCUGCACAUGGCACUGGCACAGAUCCUGCUGCGCUUCGAGGUGCGGCCGGAGCCCGGGGGGGGCCGCGUGCGCCCCAUGACCCGCACCCUGCUGGCCCCCGCCACCCCCAUCAGCCUGCGCUUCCUCGAGCGGUGACAGCGGGGACAGCGGGGACAGCCGAGACACCAGAGGCUUUGGAGACCCAGGGACAGCGGGGACACUGGGGACACCAGAGGCUUUGGAGACCCAGGGACAGUGGGGACACUGGGGACACCAGAGGCUUUGGAGACCCAGGGACAGCGGCGGGACCUUGACCCUGGUCCUGACUUCACCACCAGUAAUGACACUCACCCCAGUGGUGGCCUUGACACCACAGUGUCCCCAAGGUCAUCAGGUCCCUGGACCUUGUGGUGGCCCUGACCCUGUGGGUGACUCCUGGUGACCCCAACUCCAGAACUGGCCCUGACACUGCUGUGGCCCCACAGUGACACCGACCGUGGUGGUCCUGACCCCAGCAGUGUCACAAGCCCUGUGCUGGCUCUGACCCCAAGGUGUCCCCAACCCCGUGGUGACCCCAGCCUUGGUGGUGGCUGUGACCCCAGGGUGUCCCCAGCCCUGCAGCGCUCCCCCUCUGCCGGGGGA